AUGUUUCCUCCAGAAAAUUUCCCAGAGUACCAUUUUCCUUAUAUCGAACCCGCCGUGUUUGAUUUCCCAUGCGAAGGAAAUGCCGAAGAUGCAUAUUGCUCGACUCUGCUCUGGAGGGGGAGAACUGACCAACAGCCCCAGCCCCAACCCCAACACAUUGAAGAAUUAAUCCACGAUCAAACCACCACAUGGGAGGACUUGAGCACAGGAGCUCAAUGGAUUAUACUGGAGAUUCUUUGUCAAGAUGGCCUGUCCGAGGGUGGAAGUCCAAGAGGCUUUGCAUCGAUUAUCACCACCGUCCUACGGCUCUCACGCGCCCAGAUCCAGACAUUCCUAACCACAUACAUAACCCAAUACGAAGCAUACAAAGAAUGGAAGAAGACGCUAGGCAACAUCGACUGGGACAAACUCAAACAACUUGCCUCCAAUGCGAACAGAUCUAUCCUCGAUCUACUUCCCUCGGGCAGGCCAGAUUUGAGCUUCGACCGCAUCUCCAACCAAGAGAUGGAAACGGCCGCCAGUUUCCUCCAAUCGCACCGCUUGGGCCGCUUCUCAGAGAUGCUCUUUGACUGGGUUGGGCUGAAUAUCCGCCAGAACUUCUUAGAACUGCCUAUUGAGAUCGAAAUUCUGCAAGACUGCCUUGAUGCUCAGCUCCUUCGAAGGGCACACGCGAGGGGCCUGAUCGAUCUAGAUGCCGUGGAACGCCGGUACCGUGACGUUUGCGACGAUGGAAAUCUCCAAAGCCGAGUGCCCUCCGACGUCUUCGCGUCCAUCAGAGGCCACGACGCGCAUCCCGGUGAAGGGACCGUUCCUGCUUCCCAGACCAAAAGAGGGCGUCGACAGACUGCCGCCGCAGACAAGAAGGCCGGUCGUGGCCGGCAACCAACCAAGAGCGUCAAUGACAAUAAGCGGAAGAAGAGAGCCGACUCUGUCAACGCGGGAGCUGUUGGCGCUUCCAGCCCACCACCCAACGCGGGGGCACAGCGGGCGAGGACCCGACCGCAGAGUUGCAAAGAGGCGACCGAGGUACGUGAAGCUCUUAGGAGACAGUUCUUUUGCCACGCUCAGCCGUUCUUGCCGGGCCACUUUGUUUCCACCCUCGUUGAGCAACAGCGUUCGCCAACUCGCACGUUCAAAAUGACUAAUUGUCAGUUUGAGUGCCAGCCCCCGAGUAAGGAUGUCAUUACCGUCUCACGUCCGGCGUCUGCGAACUACCGUAUUGACAGAGGUCCCGAAUCUCCUGAACAUGUCGUUGAAACUACGAAGGGCGACGUCCUGGCUCCUUCUGCACUCGAGAAGCAGCCUGAAGAUCCGGGCAAUGCAGAUGAUUCGAAUGCUAGCUUUGGCAAUGAACAGCCCCCGCCGUUCCUCGUCGGCUACCAAUCUCUUAAACAGGGCGUUGUUCAGGACAACCCGCUACGCACUGGGUUGACCACGGAGAACCUUAGAGAACACCAAGGGGAGGUUAAGCAUUCGCUAUCAUCAAGGCAGAUUCCAGAGAGCAUGAAAGUACAUCGCGGUGGGGAGAGCAAGCCGGAACGACCUUACAUUCCACUAUCGAUGAAGAACGCAUCCAGCGACGGGGUAUUCCAGUACUCUGAAGAGCCCUCAUUGCUGAAAAAAAUGGACAGAACUACCGUCUUCAGAAAAGCCGCAGCCCCCUGCCCUGGCGAUCAGGACCAAUCCACGGCGGCGAGCCAACUGCGAGAGGCUCUCGAUACACGAUACCAAAGUUACCUUGAGUCCCCAGAGGCCCCGGUCCCGCCUCGGAGAGAGCGCAAGCCCAGCCGCCGGGUGAGAGACAACUAUUUGGUCGAUGCUGCAGCUGCGCCCGAUUCGGACGGCGAUGAUGACUAUGUCCCAGAGACCGAGAAGGUCUCGAAACAUCAGGAUAACCAAUCAGGAAUAACCCGUCUCCGUUCAGAGGUAAAUAAACGGAAGGCGAACCAAGCACCGUCUUCUUUAGCUACAGCUGCUGGAUCUGUUAGUUCAGCACCAUCAGAAGAUUCCCAGGCUAUUGAGAACAGCAACCAGGCAAGUUCUUCUUCUUUUACAUCGGGCGUUGGCGUUAUUCCUCCUCCACCUGCUACUACGGCCUCGGGCAACAUGCCACCCCAAGCGAGGUCCGGUAGCAGGGCUAGAUUCUCGUCAUCAACUCGGAAGGUCGAACCAAUCUUCGGCCAGUACAGGAACAGGGUUCUGACCACGCAGCGAGGCAGGCUGGGGACGACGUGGUACGCCUGGUCGGCCUGCCACGCCGAGUUUGCCGCCACCACGGUCAAGGCCCGGUUCGCUCUGCGGGCAGACAGAGCCUCCGGUGGUGGUGGUGGUGGAGCUUCCCGGGCGUUGAGCCAGGAGGAUGUGAAGAUGAUAAUUAAGGAGCAGCAACAGUUCGCGGCGGCCGAGCGUGCCGUGCAGGGCGACGUUGGCCAGGACGCUGAGCGGGCCCAGUAUGCUGGGUGUGCUGAUUUUGCAGUUUACGCUCUGUAUGCUGAAGAAGCGGAAUUUGCGCGGGAGUUUCUUUUGUCUGAUCAUGAACAGGGAGAGGGAGAGGGUCAGGGUGAAGGCGAGGGUGGGGUGACGGAGAUGGAGGGGGUCGACGAGCAGAAUGAGGAUGUUAUCAUGGACGGAUGA
Clonostachys rhizophaga is the source of this 2634-nucleotide messenger RNA. The record is from the annotation of a GenBank genome assembly. NCBI's taxonomy places the organism in Eukaryota, Fungi, Ascomycota, Sordariomycetes, Hypocreales, Bionectriaceae.